Molecule: messenger RNA, 156 nt
Organism: Lemur catta (Ring-tailed lemur)
Lineage: Eukaryota; Metazoa; Chordata; Mammalia; Primates; Lemuridae
Gene: SMIM38
Product: small integral membrane protein 38
Exons: 1
Coding region: 1-156 (51 amino acids)
Source: RefSeq, a predicted model, not a curated record
AUGGCCUCCUGGCCGGGGGGCAGCGCGGGCCCCGACCCGCUCAUGGUUCUGCUGGUCCUCAUCCUGCUGGUGCGCUUCAUUCUGUGGUCCUGCCUCAGCACCUACCUUGACUAUAGGCUGGCCCGGCGGCAGCCCCGAAAACCCAAGGAGGACUAG